UCAAUGAAGUGCAAUCAUAUUGACGUUCCAAAAUCGAAUCAUCACAAUGACUUCCUUGACGAAACAGUCGUCAAACCAGACCUCGCUAUUUCAAGUCUACCUGAGACUCCGACCUCCCAUCACAAAGGAAGAAGCAGCUCAUGCACACCGUGGCGAACGAUAUCUGACAGUUGAGCCCCCUGAACCCACAGAAGAUGACAAUGCAUCAAAGACACAGAGCCGCCGCCCCACGCAUAUUACUUUACAGCCGCCAAAUGAUUCACGAAAGCGGGCAGUCGAGAAAUUCGCCUUUACCAGAGUUUUUGAAGAGGAUUCAAAACAACUCGAGGUUUUUGAGAAUACAGGCGUACCCAGUCUGAUCCAAGGUGUUCUGAAAGAAGGUCGAGAUGGACUGGUUGCUACACUCGGGGUUACUGGUAGUGGAAAAAGCCAUACUAUCCUGGGAUCAAAGCACCAACGCGGAAUAACACAAAUGUCCCUUGAUGUUCUCUUUCGAUCUCUUGGUAAUACCAUACGUUCCGCGGAUAAUUUUGAAGAUCCGACUCUUCUUGCCUCUCUAAGUGCAGCAGAUUCGUCGGAGGCUCAAUUAUUUUCUGCUCGAAACUUUAUUCACAGUAUAUAUGGCGACCCCAGUGAGCGAGGGCGAGCUUCCAGAGCACAGACUCCAAUGUCUAGGGGCCAAACUCCGCUACUAGAAUCGACUUCGGCACCAUUACUAUCCCGGCGUUAUUUGAAUCAGCGCCUCAACGCUUUACCGUCCGUGCCCCAUGUGUCCCAUCUGACCAUACCGAUAGAUACACAAGCGGAAUACGUGGUUGUUGUCUCCAUGUACGAAGUCUACAAUGACCGUAUCUUUGACCUACUCUCCCCAUCACCAGUCUCUGGUACCGCAAGCCGACAAGGAAACGGCAAAGAGAAACGAAGACCUCUACUUUUCAAAUCUACAGAAGGCUCACCAGACCGCAAAAUUGUUGCUGGCUUGCGUAAAGUCGUGUGUAGCACAUACGAGGAAGCUAUGACGGUCCUAGAAACUGGUCUGACUGAACGCCGCAUUGCUGGAACCGGAAGCAAUAACGCCAGUUCUCGAAGUCAUGGAUUUUUCUGUCUUGAAGUGAAAAAGAAAGUCCGUGGCCGUCGAUAUGGAGAGAUUUCAUGGGCCGGAAAUACUUUGACGGUGGUAGACCUUGCUGGCUCUGAACGUGCGCGCAAUGCUAGAACAGCUGGUGCGACAUUGGCUGAAGCUGGCAAGAUCAACGAGAGUUUGAUGUAUCUCGGCCAAUGUUUGCAGAUGCAAAGUGACUUCUCCGAGGGAAAUAAGAACAAGACCGUGGUUCCAUACAGACAAUGCAAGCUCACUGAGUUGCUAUUUUCAAACUCUUUCCCAUCUUCCCACUCGGCAUCUCACAACCGCUAUCCACAGAAGGCAGUCAUGAUUGUUACCGCCGAUCCAUUGGGUGACUUCAACGCCACAUCACAAAUCCUUCGGUAUUCAGCCUUGGCUCGGGAGGUCACCGUUCCUCGAAUCCCAUCCGUCUCAAGCACGAUUCUGUCUAGCUCAGCCUCAACUCAAAGCCGUCCACAAACCUCAAACGGCCGAAAUACACCCUAUGCAGCAGCUUCUACAGAAGAUCUUCAGGAGGCUGCUCGGGAAAUUGUCAGAAUCACAGAUGACUACGAGGCCUUGAUUGUCAGGCUUGCAGAGGAGGAGAUAGCCCGUCAAGAGGCAGAGUUGAAACUCCAAGCGGCGGAGGGAAGGUGUCUCAUGAUUGAGCAGGAGAUCCGUGAGGAGUGCUGCGCAGAAAUGGAUGAGAAGAUGGAGGAGGAACGCAAGCGAUGGCAAGAGGCUAUGGACCGACAGGCGGGCCAUCAUGAGGAGCAUCUCGACAAUAAACUAGAAAUAGCCUCUCGCGGCAUUAAGAUCUACGAAGAUCCUGAACCAACAGCUGACGAGCGAGUCGACGAACUUGAGCGUGAAAAUGAAUAUCUAAGAAGCAAAUUAGCCGCUCUAGAGCGUCAACUCAACACCCAAACUUCGCCAACUCGCAAACCAAAACCUCGCGCUGCUCCCGUACGUAGCGGUGGCACAGGAUUUGGCCAGAGACUCGUGAGCGGUGACAGCAGCAGUGAUCUCGAAAACAUGUUUCAGCGUGUAACUGCUUUCAAAGUCGCGGAAACCUACAAGUCGCCUGUUAAGCCCAAGGCUGCCCUGGUGAAUGGUGCCAGAAACCCGAGAAGAGUGACGUCCCGAAAGAAAGAUUUGGGUCCUGAGGACGAUAUAUGACUUUUAAGUACAAAUUGAUUCAGACU
Molecule: messenger RNA, 2307 nt
Organism: Talaromyces stipitatus ATCC 10500
Lineage: Eukaryota; Fungi; Ascomycota; Eurotiomycetes; Eurotiales; Trichocomaceae
Product: kinesin family protein
Exons: 7
Coding region: 47-2281 (744 amino acids)
Biological process (GO): microtubule-based movement
Cellular component (GO): kinesin complex; nucleus; microtubule
Molecular function (GO): microtubule binding; microtubule motor activity; ATP hydrolysis activity
Source: RefSeq, a predicted model, not a curated record